Moneuplotes crassus is the source of this 1803-nucleotide messenger RNA. The record is from the annotation of a GenBank genome assembly. NCBI's taxonomy places the organism in Eukaryota, Ciliophora, Spirotrichea, Euplotida, Euplotidae.
AGUAAUUAUUAAAAAUGUUUCUCAGAUCCAAAUUCAUUAUUCCUUCCUCAAGGCUCCCAUUCUUUACAGGAUAUAGCAAAUCCACAUGGUGACCUCAAAGAAUGAUGUGUAGCAUAUCAGAGGCUACUAAUGUGAUUGAUGGAAGUUCCCACGACUUUACUCAAGCAAAAUAUGAUGCAAUCAUUGUCGGAGGUGGGCAUAAUGGAUUAGUCUGAUCAAACUACCUCGGACUCAAAAACAAGAAGACUCUAAUUCUUGAGCAAAGAGAUGUCAUUGGAGGAGCAGCUGCAAGUGAAGAGCUAGUUCCAGGAUACAAAUUUUCAAGAUUCUCCUACCUUUUAUCUCUCCUGAGGAAAGUAGUUAUUGAUGAGAUUUUUGAGAAAGAUUGGCAGGAUAAAGUGAAACUUUACCCAAGAGACCCUUCAAGUUUUACUCCAACAAGAGAGAAAAACACUUAUCUGCUCAUGGGAAAGGAUCAUAAGUUUAACAUGAAAGAAAUAUCCAAAUUCUCAAAGAAAGAUGCAGAAAUGUUUGGUCCAUAUGAAGAGAAAUUAGAGGAAAUAGUAUCAUUGAUAUCUCCUUAUAUUGACAGUGAGCCAUCUUUGAAUCUGAGAAACCUUGCUGGUAGCUUUUUCAGUGCUAGAAAAUCAAUGAAGAGUAGCCUCCCAGAGCUCUAUCAUCUUCUUUCAGCUCCCGCGGCUACAAUCUUAGACCAAUAUUUUGAAUCAGAUAUUUUGAAAGGAACGCUAGCAAGUGACGCGGUAAUUGGCGCAAAUCAAGGCCCAUACUCAGCAAAUAGCUCAUACGUGCUUAUUCACCACGUCAUGGGAGAGGUACUCGAGAAGGGAGUCUGGGCCUAUGUUGAAGGAGGAAUGGGAAGCAUCUCAACCUAUCUAGCUCAUCUUGCUAGAAAAAGAGGAGCAACAAUAGCAUUGAACUCAAUAGUUGAUAAAAUCAUUACAGAUCCAACAUCCAAGAAAGUUUUAGGAGUUAAGUUAUCUGAUGGCCAAGAGAUAAUUUGAGACACUGUUAUAACUAACUGAACCCAUCAUGUUGUCUACAAUCAGCUCCUAGAUAAUAGAGAGAUCUUACCGGAAGAUUUUGCGAGAUCGAAUAAUGUCAAUUAUGAAGGCGUACAGGUCAAAUUUAAUAUGAUCCUCAACGAUGUCCCAAAAUUUAAGUGCCUAGAUCAUCUUUGGAACGAUAAUGAUACUUUUGGAGAGAAAGUAGAAAAGUUUAGACACUACUUGCAAGGAACAAUUCAUAUAAACUCAGAGAGUAUGCAGCAGAUUCAUGAUUCAUAUUCAGAUUCCUUUAAUAGAAAAAUUUCUAAGAGGCCAUUUGUGGAAAUGGUGAUCCCUUCUAUGCUAGAUCCAACUCUGACCCCUCCAGGAGCAGAAAAAUUAGUUUGUAACAUGUUCGUACAGUACGCACCUUACACCCUGAAGAACCGUGAUUGGGAUCAAGAGGUAAGAAAUGAAUUCAUUUCAAAUACCUUCAACCUAAUUGACGAAUACGCACCAAAUUUCUCAAAAUCAGUGGAAUUUAAGGAUGUUGUUUUCCCUCAUGACUUAGAAGAUAUGCUUAAUAUGACUGGAGGAAACAUCUUCCAUGGAGCUCUCGAUUUCAACAACAUGUUCUUUUCGAGACCCAUGCCUAAUUAUGCAGGCUACAACUCCCCAAUACAAGGACUAUGGUCUUGUGGCUCAUCAAAUCAUCCUGGUGGAGGGGUGAUGGGAGCUCCAGGUAGAAAUUGAGCCUUAAAGCUAUUAAAGUCAGGAUUUUAAACAACCAAUUAGAAUA